AUGACGAGUGAAUCUAUCGAGGCGUUGAGCUACCCGGACCAGGGGAUGGGCCACAGACUGGGAAUGGAGCUGGAUAGUGGGGGGUUGGAGUUGACGUCGGUGGCAUCCCAGGCAUCAUGCCAGGCAUAUUCGGCAUGUUUGGAGGCAUACCAGGCAUACCGGGCAUUCCACCCAUCAUUCCUGGAUGCAUCAUACCCGGAUGCAUCAUUCCUGGAUGCAUCAUUCCAGGAGGCAUUCCCUGCAUUCCUUGCAUCAUUCCAGGAUGCAUUCCUGGAUGACCUGGAGUUCCUUGUGAUCCUGGUUGUUGUCCGUGUUGCCCAGGUGGUCCUCCUGGGUAUCCUUGUUGUUGCGCCUGCAUUUGUCUCAUCAUCAUCAUGUGGUGAUACAUCGGAUGAUUCGGUGGAAUUUGCGGAGGAAACUGCGGUGGAUUUGCUGGAGACGCACGAGCCGCCAUAUUCGGUGAUAACCCUGCGGCAGCGGCAGCGGCGGCUGCUUUCUGCUGAGCAUGCAUAUGAGCCAUAUGUUGCAUGUGCAUAA
Caenorhabditis remanei is the source of this 537-nucleotide messenger RNA. RefSeq lists its product as uncharacterized. The coding region runs from base 1 to 537 and encodes 178 amino acids. Lineage: Eukaryota; Metazoa; Nematoda; Chromadorea; Rhabditida; Rhabditidae. The record is from RefSeq and is a predicted model, not a curated record. The transcript has 2 exons.